CUUUCACCAGGCACUACUUCUCCGGCUGCGCACGUGGAAACACUAGAUUAAUGAUUCCUUUCUGUGCGGUUAUGUCGCGAGCUGCAGCGGCACGUUCCACUUCUUUUUCAGAGUUCUCGCGCGGGAGGAGGAACAUUUUGUAGAGCAGCAGACGUGCUGAGAAUGAGUCCCGCAUAACUUGGGGUAUUGUUGUUAUCUACCCCCCCUCCUCUCCUUCCUCUCUUUUUCCCCCUUGUCUCUCCAGUUUGAGUCAUUGCACAGAAGUAUGGUAGAUAAAGGCCCCUUGUUGACCUCUGCCAUCAUCUUUUACCUGUCCAUUGGGGCAGCUAUUUUUCAAGUUCUGGAGGAGCCCAAUUGGAAGCGGGCUGCCGAUCGGUAUAAUGAACAGAAGGAUGAACUUCUUAAGGACUAUCCGUGUCUGACGAAAGCUGAUUUGGACAGAAUAUUAGAGGCGGUGUCUGAUGCAGCAGGCCAAGGGGUCACGAUAACUGGCAGCAAGACCUUCAACAACUGGAACUGGCCUAAUGCUGUUAUCUUUGCCGCCACUGUUAUCACUACUAUCGGAUAUGGAAACAUUUCACCUAAAACAUCAGAAGGCCGUGUAUUCUGUAUCUUCUACGGACUCUUUGGUGUGCCUUUGUGUCUUACCUGGAUCAGUGAGCUGGGAAAGUUCUUUGGUGGUCGUGCCAAGCACCUGGGACAGUUUCUAACCAAAAAAGGAUUCUCACUGAGAAAGGCUCAGUUUACCUGCACAGCUAUUUUCCUGCUCUGGGGAGUGCUGGUCCAUUUAGUUCUUCCACCUUUUGUGUUUAUGUCCCAGGAGGGUUGGUCAUAUGUUGACGGCUUGUACUUCUCAUUUGUUACCUUGACCACCAUUGGCUUCGGGGACUUGGUCGCAGGUGUCGAACCAAAUAAAGAGUACCCAACUUUGUACCGUUACUUUGUGGAAGUUUGGAUCUAUCUUGGGUUGGCCUGGCUUUCCUUGUUCUUCAACUGGAAAGUGCGAAUGGUGAUUGAGGCCCAUAAGGCGCUGAAGAAACGGCGCAAGCUUCGUAAGCUAUCUCUGGAAGAGCUCAGGCACUACAAAGAGUCUCAGAAGGCUGCGCUUCGUUUGCCACCCACUCCUAAUGACGUCAACAUCUUUAGCUUUCUGUCCAAGAAGCAGGAAGGCUACAAUGACUUGAUUAAACAGAUCGGCACCAAAAAAGACAGCAGAACCACCAAUGGCAGUUCCAACAUAAUCAAGAAAUCCAAAGACACUAAUCGUUCCAAGAGUUGCAAUGAUGCUCCCAUGUUUAAUGGUCACACCAUCCUAAGUCUUGACCGUUCUCCACGCCAAAAGAGACGCUAUAGUUUCAGUGACCGUGUCACUGUGGCUUUUUCAAAGUCCAAGAACUACCUCCUGGGCUCGGACAAUGGUUUGCUGCUAACAGAGGACCAAGUAGAGGGUGAUCUAGAACUAGACCAGGACCAAAUGUAUGAAAACCAGCUUGACAAGGACGUUGACCUUGAGAAUGGAGGAGCGGGAGAUUGUGGAGCCAGUGGUCGAAGGCCGUGGGACUCCAAAGAGUACCAUCCCCUAACAAUACAAAAUGCUAACAUUACUUUUAUAGAUGAGGAGAACUUUCUCGGCAACAACUUGGAGGAAGAAGAGGACGACAACGACGAGGAUGAUGAUGGUGAUUCCAAAGCCAAGCUAUCCAUCACUACAUGUGAUGAAAACAUUGAAAUGAACUCUAAGGAAGAGCAGAGUUCCGAAUCUGAAGAGUCUGUGUUCACUAGUGACGGUUCAGAGCACAGCCACUCCUAUGAGAAACUUGUUGAGGAAUAUGCAAAGGAAGAAAACACAGAAUCCUGAUCUUCACUUGUUGACUGGGUUUGUUUUUAAGUAUAAGUAUGCCAAUGUGAACUUCUUGAAAGAGUAUCAGAAGUCCCAUUGCACUUUUAGGAGUCUGAUAACAAAAGACUGAAAAGCCAUGAUCAAAUUUCAAAUGAAUGUUGUUUUUCUUAACAGAGAAGUGAAAAUCCACAUCACUUUUGAGUGUUUUAAAUAUCAAAUUCCCAUGAACUGUUGAACAAAAUUUAGUUGUUGUUGUUGAAAAUGGACUAAUGAGCAUGAAAUGUAACCCUAUGAGUAUUUAACAUCUGCUCUAUUUAUGUCUUUUUAUACGGUUUUUAGAAACUAUGUGCCUAACAUUUAUUUUAUUUCCAAACCAAUUACUAUUUUCAAUGAGUACUUUUUUUCUACUCUGAGGCUAACAAGAAGUUAUACGGGGGAAAGUGUGAUUCCCCAUAGUUUCUUUUUUGCUUAUUCACCAUAUUGGUGUUUUUAUAGUAUUUAUUAAAAUGAAGGACAUUGUAGCCUUUUUAUUCAGUCGCUACAUCGGUUUUAUAUGCCUCCAUUGCACAAUUCCACCAAGUACGGACCGUUUAAAGUCCAAUUUCAGUGCUGAUUGUCUUUUUAAACCUGAGCCAUUUGUCCUUGAAGAAAACUGAAGGGGAAUUAAGAGCCAUCUUUUCAUUUCAUAUGUUUCUUUUGUGAACUCCUUGAUAACUUGUGUCUGUGAUUGCUGAUUAUUUUGGCUGUCUGCAAUAUAAUUGUGACUGCACUAGAGGUCAUGGGUGAUGCAUUGGCAACAACUUAGGAGUCCAUAGCCAACCUAGAAAGCUUGUGAGACUCUUUAAACCAAUAUUUUUUGCCUUUUAACUUCUGUUCCAAGACUUCUUUCCUUUUGUCAAAAAAAAAAAAAGAAGAAAA
Molecule: messenger RNA, 2758 nt
Organism: Labrus bergylta (ballan wrasse)
Lineage: Eukaryota; Metazoa; Chordata; Actinopteri; Labriformes; Labridae
Source: RefSeq, a predicted model, not a curated record